Molecule: messenger RNA, 492 nt
Organism: Dreissena polymorpha
Lineage: Eukaryota; Metazoa; Mollusca; Bivalvia; Myida; Dreissenidae
Product: thioredoxin domain-containing protein 17-like
Exons: 4
Coding region: 79-450 (123 amino acids)
Cellular component (GO): cytosol
Molecular function (GO): protein-disulfide reductase [NAD(P)H] activity
Source: RefSeq, a predicted model, not a curated record
UUAUUUUCUUUGGGUUGAUUUAAAUACUUGAGCAAAGUAUGAUAAAGAAGAGUAUUUACCUUUACAACUAUUUUCAAAAUGGCAAAACAGCUUCAUGUUGAAGGAUAUAAUGCAUACAAAGCAGCUGAAGAUGAGAAUAAGGACAAGACUUUAUUUGCGCUCUUUUCAGGCUCAGCAGGUGCCGAUGGUAGCAGCUGGUGUCCGGAUUGUGUUGAAGCUGAUCCUGUGAUAAAUUCCAGUCUAUCCAAGCUUCCAAAAGAUGCCAUUUUCAUACAUUGUGGUGUCGGAGACAGGACAUACUGGAAGGACCAGAACAAUGCCUUCAGAAAGGACCCAACACUUAAACUGACUGCAGUACCCACUCUGCUCAAAGUUGGACAUUCACAGCGCCUUGUGGAGGAGCAGUGUGCAAACAGUGAUUUAGUUGAAAUGCUGUUCACAGACGAUUAAUUCUUCUUUUGUUUCAAUAUCAAUAAAUAAUAUAAAAAUGAA